AUGGUUGGGCUUGCUUCAGCCGCUGGUCUCGUUGGCUUUCUUUCAGAGCCUGACUCUGAACUGAGAGUAUUUGCUUUGAAGACGCUAGAUUCUCAGAUCGACCUUCUGUGGACGGAAGUGGUUGACUCUAUUCCGCAAAUAGAGGCGCUUUACGAAGAUGAAGACUUCCCUGAGCGCGGCCUUGCGGCGCUAGUCGCCGCAAAGGUUUACUACCAUCUCCAAGAAUACAAUGAGAGCAUGGUGUUUGCUUUAGGCGCAGGGAAGCUGUUCGACCUAAAUAACGGUGGCGAAUUUGAGGAGACCAUCAUUGCCAAAUGUAUCGAUACCUUCAUUUCGCUGUCGACUUCCCAACGGCCUGCAGGCGGCGAUCAACCUGCCAACUUGAACACCGCGUUCCCCGCCCCGGUCGAGGGUGCCAGCAGCACCUCUGCCAGCCUCACUUCCCCGAUCACCCCAUUUUCACAAUCUGCUCUGCCAUCAAAGUCGCUGUUGUCUAGGCAAGAGGUCACAGGCGCAGACGGCGCUCACGCGGGAGGCGAGGAUAUCAGCUUGAAGGAUGUUGAAACCCCGCUCGUCCUAAAGCGAGGUGUUCAAGGCCAGCUGAAGGCUGUCGUUGAACGUUUAUUCGAGCAAUGUUUCAUCGAUCAACGUUAUCGCCAGGUUAUCGGUAUUGCCAUUGAAGCUAGAGAUCUGGAAAUGCUUCGAACAGCUAUUGUUCGCGCUAGUGAGGACGAAAAGAAGCAACACGGCGAAUCUCGUCGGAGUGAGGAGCUGAUGGAAUAUGUAUUGGACAUUUGCAUGGGCGUUGUCCAGGAGCGAGGUUUCCGCAACGAGAUCUUAAAACUUAUUCUUGACCUUCUUAAUGAAAUCCCUUCGCCAGACUAUUUCUCGAUCGCCAAAUGCGUCGUCUAUCUCAACGAGCACUCGAUGGCUACUUUCAUACUUCGCCAGUUGGUCGAGAAGGGGGAUGCACGGUCACUUGCUGUUGCCUAUCAGAUUUCUUUCGAUCUUUACGACAACAGCACCCAGGAAUUUCUCCAGAAAGUUCACCAGGAAAUCUCUGAACUCGUUCCGGAAAAGAACGAAUCCGAAGCGAAAGAGGAGCAAGAAGAAGCGAAGGAGACCGAUGCGUUGUUGGAAGGCCAAUCUUCGUCUAUCGGUGCCAACGAUGACUCCAAGCUGACCUCGGAGGCCCAUACCGCGUUCAAGAAUAUACUUGAUAUCCUCGAUGGCCUCAGAUCGAUCCAACUGAACAUGGAGUUUUUGCACCGGAAUAGCAGGGUCGACGUUGCCAUCCUUAACAAGCUUCGCGACAGCUUGGAACCUCGCAACUCAAUCUUCCACUCGGCUGUGACCAUCUCAAAUGGCUUCAUGUACGCUGGAACAGCACAGGACAAAUUCUUCCGAGACAACCUGGAGUGGCUCGGAAAAGCGGUCAACUGGUCCAAGUUCACUGCGACAGCUGCCCUGGGUGUUAUUCACCGUGGGAAUUUGAAUCAGGGACAAAAGCUUUUGCAGCCAUAUCUCCCCAAGGACAACAUUGCUGGUGUAAAUGGAUCUGGGUCCGUUUAUAGCGGCGGUGGCUCCCUGUACGCGCUUGGCUUAAUCUAUGCCAACCAUGGCGGAAUGGCUAUUGAUUACAUUCGCGACCAUUUCAAGAAGGCUACCGAGGAAGUCGUUCAACAUGGAGGUGCAUUGGGACUUGGUGUUGCGGGUAUGGCAACCGGAGAUGAGGGUAUUUACGAGGAUUUACGGAACGUUCUCUACACCGACUCUGCUCUCAACGGUGAGGCCGUCGGUCUUGCCAUGGGUCUGGUCAUGUUGGGUACUGGUAACAUGAAGGUUCUCGAAGACAUGAUCCAAUACGCUCAUGAUACGCAGCACGAAAAGACCGUACGAGGAUUGGCAAUGGGCAUGGCUCUGAUAAUGUACGGUCGACAGGAAGCUGCUGAUGAGCUGGUUAACGGCCUCCUGGGCGACCCUGACCCGACCCUCCGCUAUGGAGGUAUCAUGACCAUCGCUCUCGCGUACUGCGGAAGCAGCAGCAACAAGGCUGUCCGGAAAUUGCUCCAUGUUGCUGUCAGUGAUGUGAACGACGAUGUCCGACGUGUUGCUGUCCUGAGUUUGGGUUUCAUUCUGUUUAGAAAGCACCAAAGCGUGCCCCGCAUGGUCGAAUUGCUCUCUGAAUCAUACAACCCUCAUGUUCGUUAUGGUGCAGCAAUGGCUCUUGGAAUCUCAUGUGCUGGUACUGGCCUUGACGAAGCAAUCGACCUCCUUGAGCCGAUGCUGAAGGAUUCUACCGACUUUGUGCGACAAGGAGCUCUCAUUUCUCUGGCCAUGGUGUUGGUGCAACAGAAUGAGGCUAUGAACCCUCGGGUCACCACACUACGCAAGACGAUGUUGAAGAUGGUUUCCGAUAGGCAUGAGGAUGCUAUGGCCAAGUUUGGCUGCGCGAUUGCUCUAGGUAUUAUCGAUGCUGGCGGCCGUAACUGCACAAUCAGUCUUCAGACACAGACAGGAAACCUCAACAUGCCGGGUAUUGUCGGCGCUGCAGUGUUCACCCAGUACUGGUACUGGUUCCCUCUUACUCACUUCCUGUCGCUGAGUUUCGCGCCAACCUCGGUGAUCGGUGUGGACCAGAAGCUCGAGGCCCCGUACUUCAAGUUCCACAGCAACACAAAGCCCAGCCUCUUCGACUACCCACCUGAGCAACAAGUCAAAACCGAAGAAGCGCCGGAGAAGGUCAAGACUGCCGUUCUUUCCACCACAGCGCAGGCCAAGAGACGUGCGCAGCGUCGUGAGAAACAGCACAGGCGAGAGAGUAUGGAUAUUGAUCAGACUCCUACCACUCCCAAGGUGGCGGAUCAGAUCCCGGAGAAGAUGGAAACGGACGAGGCCAAGGGCGAAGAAGAGCUCAAGGAAGGUGAGAAGGAGGUUGUAGAGGGUCAGAAGAAGAGGGUUGAGCGCGAGAAAGUUGGAUAUGAGCUCGACAACAUGUCACGAGUUCUCCCAGCCCAACUAAAGUAUCUCACGUUCCCCGAUCCUCGAUAUGAGCCUGUAAAAAGGCCCACCGGUGGUGUUGUAGUCGUUUUGGACAAGACGCCGGAAGAACCCCGAGAAGUCAUUGAGCUCAAGGCCAGCAAAGAGACCAAACCAUCCGCAACCCCAGCGGACCACCUGCAAUCUUUACAGGAUCGUUUGCAAGGGUUCCAUGACGGGGGCGCUCUGCAAACCCCUCAGCGUGGAGCGGACUCCCUUUCGACGUUAGGAGCUACUGCUGCGGCCGGGGUGUUGACCGCUGUGGAUGAAGACGAGGAUGGAGAGGAGGCGCCUGUUCCUGAGGAAUUCGGAUACACGAGCGAUGACGGGGAGGCAGACUACUAG
Molecule: messenger RNA, 3384 nt
Organism: Aspergillus puulaauensis
Lineage: Eukaryota; Fungi; Ascomycota; Eurotiomycetes; Eurotiales; Aspergillaceae
Gene: RPN2
Product: proteasome regulatory particle base subunit RPN2
Exons: 5
Coding region: 1-3384 (1127 amino acids)
Biological process (GO): regulation of protein catabolic process; proteasome-mediated ubiquitin-dependent protein catabolic process
Cellular component (GO): proteasome complex; nucleus; proteasome regulatory particle, base subcomplex
Molecular function (GO): enzyme regulator activity
Source: RefSeq, a predicted model, not a curated record